AUGGUCCGAAUCAAGAUAAGCGGGGUUCCUAUUGAUAUGCCUUUUGAGCCGUAUCCUGCACAGAUAGUCACGAUGACAAAGCUCAUAUCCUGCCUAAUGACAGGAACAAGCGGGCUGGUUGAGAGCCCGACGGGGACGGGGAAGAGCCUGUCGAUACUGUGUGCUGUGCUAGGAUACAAUGAGCAUCUGAAGAAAGGGAUCGGAGGUUGCAGUGCCAAGAGAAGAGAAGGUGGAGGGCAGAAGGGAGAGGAGGCAAAGGAAGAGAAGCUGAAGAUAAUUAUAUGUUCGCGUACGCACAAGCAGCUUGACCAGCUGAUUGAUCAGUUGAGGAAGACUCAGUACAGGCCUAGGAUCUCCAUACUGGCAAGCAGGAGCCAGUAUUGUAUAUCUCCGAAGCUUGGGGAUGUUGCAGACAAGAACACAGGAUGUAAUGAGCUGGUGAAAAGCGGGAGCUGUGCAUAUUUCACUGGAAAGGAUAGGCUUGCAAAAAGAGUCGGGGACAGGAUCUUCGACAUAGAGGAGCUGAAGGGGGAGGGGCGAAGAUGUGGUGGAUGCCCCUACUAUGCAUCCAGGAUUCUGAAUGAGGAUGCAGAGGUUAUAUUUGCACCAUACAACUACCUUAUUGACCCAAGGAUAAGGGGGAACACGGGAAUCAGCCUUGAGAACAGUGUGGUGAUUGUGGAUGAGGCGCAUAACAUAGAAGAUGUGUGCAGGUCGUCUGGGUCGAUUGAGCUUGGGUCGCGGACCAUAGAGAUAAUACAAAACGAGAUUCUUGGUGCCGUGAAGAGAAGUGGGAUACUAGGGGAGGUCAAGCUAGACUUCAUUAACCUGAUGGAUUUCUUCAAGAAGCUUCGAGAGGGUGCGGAAAGCACCGACGAGUUUGACAGAGACACAUUUGGGGGGAAGCUUCGGAUAAGAAAAGGAAGGGAUAUAAAGGACGAGCUUGAGAGGAUGGGGAUAGGUAAGGAGUUUGUCUUGAAGAUCAAGAAUUCGAUAUACGCGAUUCAGAAGAAUGAAGAGGCAAAGGACCUGCUGAAUGUGAGCACGUUUCACAUACUAGAGGGUCUUGACUCUGUCUUGUCUGCGAUUCACUUUAGUGGUUGUGAUGCAUAUUCAUUUGUAUUCCAUAAGGUGAGCGACGAGAAUAUAAGGAACUCAAGAUCAUCAAAGUUUUCUUACAACUUCUGGCUUCUCGAUGCUGGAUACACGUUCCGGUCGUUUGUGGGCAAGGUUAGGUCUGUUGUACUUUUGUCUGGAACAUUGACGCCGUUUUCUUCGUUUUCGUCCGAGCUAGGACAUGAGUUUGCUCAUUCGAUUGUCGCACCUCACCUGAUCACACAAAAGCAAGUGUUUGUGUCUUGUAUAAAGAAGGGGCAUCUGGCGAGGGAGCUUACGGGGACGUAUGGAGUUUCUGACACGCCUCAGUAUCUGGACCAACUUUUGAGGAUCAUAGUGGAUGUGUCGAAUAAGAUCAAAGGCCACGGAGGGACGCUUGUGUUUGUUCCGAGUUAUAGCUUCCUAGAGAACCUGCAGAAGAGGAUGGGCGGGGGAGCUUCUGGGAUAUUGAUUGAGCCGAAGAGCGGAGCAGGAAACGAAUUUGAGAAGGUGAUGAAAAGAUACAAGAACAGAAUAGCAACGAAGCAGAGCGCUAUAUUUAUGUGUGUUUAUAGAGGAAAGGCAAGCGAAGGGAUAGACUUCAAGGAUUCUUUUGCAAGAGCCGUUAUUGCGGUUGGAAUUCCGUACCCGAGUCUCCAUGACCCACAAGUAGAGCUCAAGAAAGAGUUUAACGACAGAUACAAGAGCUUUAACGGACGGCUUUGGUAUGAGGCCCAGGCAUUCCGAGCAGUGAACCAGGCACUUGGGAGGGCGAUUAGGCACAAGGACGACUGGGGAGUAGUAAUGCUUCUUGACAACAGGUAUUCCGAAAAGAGAGUACAAAGCCAUUUGUCUAAGUGGGUUACUGAGAACAUUAGGGUCUAUGACUCGUACGAUGGAUGUGUCUCCGAGCUUUCUGGAUUUCUGUCUUCGAUUAAAUAG
This is a messenger RNA of Encephalitozoon hellem ATCC 50504, 2037 nucleotides long. RefSeq names its product RAD3-like DNA-binding helicase. The transcript has a single exon. Gene Ontology annotation, biological process: nucleotide-excision repair; double-strand break repair involved in meiotic recombination. Lineage: Eukaryota; Fungi; Microsporidia; Unikaryonidae. Bases 1 to 2037 code for a protein of 678 amino acids. Gene Ontology annotation, cellular component: nucleus. The record is from RefSeq and is a predicted model, not a curated record. Gene Ontology annotation, molecular function: hydrolase activity, acting on acid anhydrides, in phosphorus-containing anhydrides; DNA binding; ATP binding.